GAGCCGCGAUUCCCGGAAAAUGAAACAUUUGUCUCUUGAAGUAAAAGUUUUUGAAUUGGAAAAUGAAAUUAUGCAUUUAAAAGAUUUGGCAGACAUUGAAAGAGAAAAACAAAUUGAGGUCGAACAUGAAAAUGAACUACUUCGAAAACAAAACGAUUUAAUGAUUAAAAAAUUGCACCAAAUCAAUGGACAAAAACAAGAAAUAUUUGUAAACUUGACUGAAGAAUAUAAAAAUAGAAUAAAUGGUCCGUUUCUGAGUCGUAUUUGUUAUACGCUUUUGAUUAUUCUGCUUUCAUUUUCUUUAAUAAAAAAUGGAAAUGGAUUUUCAAAUGAAAAUUCGCUACAGUCGUCAUCGGUGAAGAGAGAAAACUCUCAUGUGACUCUUUUUGAUGGAAACGAUGGAUCUUUAAUGGAUUAUAAACCUGAACUAAAAAGUUCAAUUCAUAAUUCGUACGGGGCUUCUGAUAUAUUGAAAGAACAUAACUAUGCCUGGAUAUCUUCUUCAAACAAGAUUCCUUCAUAUAAUUAUCACAGUCCUCAAAAAUUGAAGGAAUCCAUAUAUAGUUAUGACAGUGGAGCUUUUAGUAAUUUCGAAAGUGAUGACAGUUCUCCUAAACGGAAGGCAUUCCUUGGCUUUUAUUCGGAUUCGUUGAACUUCCUAACUCCCACUUCUCCGUUUAAACUUUAACCAUCUUUUGGUUUGACUGGUUUUGGUGUUUUAUUUAAUAAAUAAA
Messenger RNA from Octopus sinensis (East Asian common octopus), 734 nucleotides. RefSeq lists its product as uncharacterized. The transcript is spliced from 2 exons. The record is from RefSeq and is a predicted model, not a curated record. NCBI's taxonomy places the organism in Eukaryota, Metazoa, Mollusca, Cephalopoda, Octopoda, Octopodidae. Bases 20 to 688 code for a protein of 222 amino acids.